GGUGGGCGGUCUGAGAGGGCUUUCUUCAGCCUGAACUGAGCUGGAUAAUAGAAAUAUUUACGGCGUGUUGUUGAGCUGAGCCUGCAUGGCCCUGUGGCAGGAGCACGGUCGCCAUCUCUGGGUAAACAGUGUAACCGAAUCACGCAGUUGAUAUUGUGUAGUGUGUGUGUUUGGAGCCGGAGCGUACAGUAGGAGCAGCAGCAGCAGCAGCAGCAGCAGCAGCAGGCGGGGUGCUAUGCUGCCUGGACACACUCCACUCCAAUGCAGGACUGACGCUUUGUUUGUCCCCUGCACAUCCUCGGACUCUCACCUUCUCACUGACUCGUCUUUUCUUUUUUUUUUUCCUUUUUCUUUUUUUUUUUUUUUUAAGUAAACUCCGGGGUUAUGGGACUGCAUACUUCGAGUAAAAUGGGAUUUUAAUGGUGCACACAGCGGACGCUCUGCUCGCCUGUGCACAGCCUGGGGACUGUAGUACGAUCGCUGAUGUUUGCCAAGGAAUAAAACGGUGUAGCCGAAGGUGCAGAACAUCUCGUUUCCAUGGACAACACGUCCAUAAUAACACAGGUUGCAAAUCCGAAAGAGGAGGAGAGCAUUUCUUCCAGUCAGGAUAAAGUUUCCCAAUCCAACAGCAGCCUAAAGAAGCACCGGAGCCGCAGCAUCUUCAGCCCCUUCUUCUGCUGCUUCCGAAACUACAAUGACUACCACGUGGAGCCCCCGCCUGCCAACAACAAGACACUUUCUCUACCUCCUCCGCCAGAGGAGAAUGGCAGCCCUCCCAAGUGUGACCAGGUCCAGGUCAUCCCCAUCCCUAGUCCUCCUGCCAAGUUCCUCCUGCAGGAGGUCAGUAUAGCAGACUACGGCAAGAACUGUGUAGUGAUCGACCUGGACGAAACCCUCGUACACAGCUCUUUCAAGCCUAUCAGCAAUGCAGACUUCAUCGUUCCAGUGGAGAUUGAUGGGACUGUUCAUCAGGUGUAUGUGCUAAAGAGGCCCCAUGUAGACGAGUUCCUCCAGAAGAUGGGGGAGCUCUUCGAAUGUGUCCUCUUCACAGCAAGCUUAGCCAAGUAUGCUGACCCUGUGGCAGACCUGCUGGACCAGUGGGGGGUGUUCCGCGCCCGGCUCUUCAGGGAAUCCUGUGUUUUCCACAGAGGAAACUACGUCAAAGACCUCAGCCGGCUGGGCCGAGAGCUCAGUAAAGUCAUCAUCAUAGACAACUCACCUGCCUCCUACAUCUUCCACCCUGAAAAUGCGGUCCCAGUGCAGUCCUGGUUUGACGACUUGACGGACACAGAGCUGCUGGAUCUGAUACCGAUGUUCGAGGGCCUCAGUAAGGAGGACGACGUUUACAGCCUGUUACACAGCCUGAGGAACAGGUAGCAGACAGCAGCUCCUUCCUGCAUAGUCGCCCCAUCCCUGCUGCACAGAGGCCUCACCUCGCUGCCACGGGCCCUGCAGCCCGGCUCCCAGGAGUCCCAGUGUGACCCCAAUCUGAGGACUUCAGGCAGUUCUGGUCAUAAUGACAUCUAGAGACAGCAGCUGAUCUCUGUACUCUUGGACCCUUUGUACAGGACUCCUACUGACAAAAGAUUCUAUUACUGUAUGUACAUACUAUAUGUUUCUAAGAGCAAGACAUACAUAAAGUAAUUUUUCUAUCAGAGAGAGGAGGUUUUACUAUUCUAUCAAGUAAUAUUUUAGUUACCAAAAAUAAUCAAAUAGACAGAAACAAAACGUUUUUUUUUUUCUUUUUUCGAGAAGGAGUGACUUUUCGUUUGUUUUUUUUUUUUGUGUUGAGCUGUGCAAUGCAGGCUGUCGUUUCUCGUCUGACCUUUUGUUCAAACAACUGUGAUUUCUCUUCUCUUACAGAAUGAAGUGCCUUCAUUACUGUGCUGAUUUCGUUGUGUCAGGUUAUGGGGUGUGCGUUUUAAUGCUGCAUAUUUACUCAAAUUUCCGAAAGCAUACGGUCUAAAUCCUUGAAUUUAAUUUGGAAACAAGUCUUUGGUGAUUGUGAAUGAAUCUAGUAUAAUGACAAAAAAUAUAUAUAUAUAUAACUACCCUGUUAGAUACGAUGACUCUUUGCUUUUGAGUUUGGUGACAUUGAAUUGUUAAACUUACCAAAGAUUGUUACAAUUCAAUGUGAUUUGUGAUUGAAUGCCGUCAUUUGAUCCUUUACAGUGGCUGUAAAUUGAUGACCCUUAAAGAUAUUGAAACCCCCCCCUGUUAUUUAAAAAAAAAGACAAAAAAGAAACCUUUGUAAUGACUUCACUGUCCACCAAUAAAUGUUCAACUUUUGAAGACAAUAUCAAGAAUAGCUUAGAUUAAAUGAAAUUAUAUUUAUUGGGGAAAUGGGGUUGGGUGCAUUGUAAAGACUGCUGUUGAAAUCGUACUGUACAACAUUAUUAAAGUUGCAGGUUUGCACACUGUC
This is a messenger RNA of Labrus bergylta (ballan wrasse), 2422 nucleotides long. It is a transcript of the gene ctdspla, whose product is annotated as CTD (carboxy-terminal domain, RNA polymerase II, polypeptide A) small phosphatase-like a. Lineage: Eukaryota; Metazoa; Chordata; Actinopteri; Labriformes; Labridae. The record is from RefSeq and is a predicted model, not a curated record. Gene Ontology annotation, molecular function: RNA polymerase II CTD heptapeptide repeat phosphatase activity.